UUUGUUUCAACUGAUUUCUUUGCAGGGUAAAAAUAUAAGGUCCAAAAUGCAACCAGAUCCUGAUGAACACACUAAUCCAGGGAUGGAGAUUCUGACUUGGGACCCCAGUCAUGAACAGUCUGUUAAAGGGUUGACACCUACUCCAUCCAAAAGUGCAUUUUGUGAAAAUGCCAGAAAGAUGAUAUCGCCUGAAAAUACGUGUGCUAUGUUCUGCCAGGGUAAGAACUGCAAGUACUGCACGUGGACAUUGUGGCCCGAUACCAAGAUGGCCAUUACUGGUUUAUUCUCAAGUUGGAUUACCAAAAAGAUUUUGGCUAUGUCUAGACCAACCACAAGUGUAUUCAAGGAGAAGAAUCUACUUCAGCAGUUUAAUGCCGAAAAUAUCAAGACUGUGAUCAACCUGCAGAUGCCAGGAGAACAUGCCUCUUGUGGUCAUGGUAACGAACCCAGUGGCUUUUCAUACAAUCCCCAAGAAUUGAUGGAUAAUGACAUUUAUUACUAUAAUUUUGGCUGGCCUGACUUUGGUGUAGGUGUCAUGAGCUCAAUCUUGGAUACAGUGAAGGUAAUGCAGUUUGCUCUAUCGGAGGGGAAGGUUGCCAUCCAUUGUCACGCUGGUUUAGGAAGAACUGGUUUGUUAAUUGCUUGUUACCUGAUCUUCAACAACAGAAUGACUGCAGCGAAUGCGAUCCACUAUGUCCGAUUCCGUAGCAUAGCAGAAAAACAUGAAGUGUCACUGCGUGAGUUCUUGGAUAGACAGAAGAAACUGUUGCAUGGUUUUGAGGCACGGAAGCUCAAGUACAUCCCUAAAAUCAUAUACGUGUGCUGUGAAAGACUGUUAGAACUGGCUAGUCGUAGGUUAUCUCUAAACAUUGCCAUCGAUUCGUCAUCAGCGAUAAAUCUGACGGACUCUCCGUCUGUAGGCAGGUGCACGUCCCCGUCUCGAUCGUCGAUACUUGAGGAGUCUGGAAGUGCCGACUUCCUGAUUGAGAAAGUUCCUGCAGUGCGUUCCAAGAGCUUCGAGGACUUGUCUAACCAGCAGCUCAAGAGAGUGCAGUCAGCGAAGGGCAGCAAAACGUUGCCCGAUGAAGUCGAUGACGACGACUGCAUCAUUUUCGGGUACGCGAAAAAAGGUCCACCCCAAGUCGACGAAGAGUCAUCUCCCAGUUCCAGCUCGAACUCCAGCUCUGAAUCAAGACUGAUAUCAUCCGGCGGGGAAUCCAUGUCAUCGUCAAGAAGAGCAUCGUUGGUUCCGUCGACAAGGAGAGAUUCAUUCAUGUCAUCCAAAGGAGAAUUGGUAGCGACGUGUAGGAGAGACUCGGUAGUGUCAAGGUCGAGAAGAGAUUCCAUUGCUUGUCAGGGACCGGCACUACACAUCUGUCGACACUGCAACCCAGCCUUGUACAAGACACUAGACGAGUCAUCACUGGCGGUCGCCAAUGCCAUGUCUGCGUUCGAAUAUUCGGUCAACACUGAAAGGAAAGUCAGAAGCAUAGAGGAAUCCCUAAAUAAAUCUGAUGAGGCGUGGAAGAAACUUGCCUUGGAGGUCAGUCCUCAUGUUCUCAGCGCUCUGCUCUGGGAAUGGCUGGAUCAUUUGAAAGAGCCAGUUCUCAGCAUACAGGAUCUGAACAGCAUGCUGUCAACACCUCAGCCAUCUGCUAGUGCCCUGCAGAAAGUGCAGAAGCACAUAAAACACCUGGUUGAGUACUUUGCCACAGUAAUAGUCAAACUGAGGCCGCUGGUCGAGAGCACAGAGCGUAUCCUAGUGGAGAAGUUACUGUGCUACUUGACGCAUCAAGUCGUUCAAAAAGACCUCCUCUCAGUACCCCUAAAGCAUCGCGACCACUGGAUCGAGAUGAAAAGCAAGAUGGCAGAACGUCUUUUCCUCCUCUUUGUUUCAGUGAUGAAUAGUACUCAUGUUAACAAAAGUCAUUGAGGGCCAGUAGAUAGGUUUGGGUAUUUUUCUAUGCACAUGGUACACAAUGUGAAAUCCCCGCCAAAUGUAAACAUUCUGCGUGCAUGACUGGUGACAAUUUACUCCCAAAAAUGUUCAGAAUUCAUCUGUGAUCAGAACGUGUUGACAUAAUAUAACACUAACAAAACCUUAACCAAAACGUGUACUGUCCCUUAAUUGAUUUUGUUGAGUAUAGUUACUAUAAAUAACUUCUUCAACCAGUCUAUGACCAUGUUGCAGUGCUAAUGCUGGUCACAAAAUAUUGUUCGAAAUUUGACGAAAUUUGUUUUUAAAAUGUGUAUACAAAUUUAAGAUUUAUUUCUAGGCACUUUUUUUACCUGUUAACACAAAUAGACUUGGACAUUGACAAGUCUCUUACAUUGACAAGUCUCUGCGUUCAGUUUCUUUAUGCUCCUUGAAUUCAAAUCAUGAGUUUUACCUUCUCCAUGAACUCCACAGUCAGAAGCAGGUCGUCUCUUUCGCCCCAUAGUUUUUCUCCCAAUUGUUCUUGGUUGUGGACAGAUGUACACAUGACCAAGUUACUGGGAGUACCACUCUAGCAAUCAGACCAGUUGGAAUGACCUUUCUCUUUCAUACUUAACGUCUGUCGCUGUGUAAUUACCCUAGAGCUGGCAAUUGUCUGAAAAUGCGAUUCAUGGGGGGUGCAGAAAUGGAAAUUAUUUAACUAGUCUGGGGGGCCAGAACCAACUAAAUUUUACUAGUCCGCCAGAAUUUCUACUAGUCUGCCAGUCUAUAGAACAAUAAAUUAUUAACAGUAUUAUAAUAUAUAGUGUCUUCUCUUGAAAUGAAAUAUAUAGAUAUAUUGACAAAACAUCAUUAAUAACACUUGGUAAGUGAUCAACAUGACAUGUCAAACGAAAUAAAAAAUACAGAUAGACCUUCGGGCUGGUAGUUGUAUUUUUUUAUAUCAGCCGUAGGAAUUUUUUACUCUCAUUUGGCGAGCAGGCAAGUACUUUCUGCAGCCCUGUAUAGGUUAUGUAAGAUUAUUUAACAUUCAGCAGCUGUAUUCUGUCGCCAUGUGAUCUAAACAUUUUGUAAUCACACUUCUGCUAGUUAAUAUAUGCUUUGAACUUUAAUACUGAGAAGUGUGUUUACUUACGUUCGAAAAAAUACAAAAUUAAUGUUUUUAGCUUGUAAUGUGAAAUACAUUGCUCAGUGAUGUUAUGCAACAGUUAUUUAAGUGCUCUUCUCAGGAUUGUACCCAGAAAUUUAUCAGUGAUAAAGAGAUGUGUUCGUAGGACACAUAAUGUGAAAUUAAUUACUUUAUUAUGCUUGAGGCGCAUUUUAGCUCAGUCGGUUGAGUGCUCGCUUCAGGUGCUUGCGUCGCAGGAUCGAACCACCUUGGUGGAUCCAUUCAACUGAUAGGG
Molecule: messenger RNA, 3339 nt
Organism: Gigantopelta aegis
Lineage: Eukaryota; Metazoa; Mollusca; Gastropoda; Neomphalida; Peltospiridae
Product: protein tyrosine phosphatase domain-containing protein 1-like
Exons: 12
Coding region: 47-1933 (628 amino acids)
Biological process (GO): cilium assembly; protein dephosphorylation
Molecular function (GO): protein tyrosine/serine/threonine phosphatase activity
Source: RefSeq, a predicted model, not a curated record